Messenger RNA from Harpegnathos saltator (Jerdon's jumping ant), 2371 nucleotides. RefSeq lists its product as uncharacterized. Lineage: Eukaryota; Metazoa; Arthropoda; Insecta; Hymenoptera; Formicidae. The record is from RefSeq and is a predicted model, not a curated record. Bases 284 to 2356 code for a protein of 690 amino acids. The transcript is spliced from 8 exons.
UCGCCGAAAACGUCGUGUUGGCCGCUCUCUGGUUCCUCUCUGGUAAUAUCUAUAGCAGUUUGUAACCCCUGGCUGCGAAGUGAAGUCUUUAUUUGGGUUAAAUCAAUGCUUUUAUUGCGUGUCAUUUUUAUUGUAAAUACAAUGAGUAAUAAAGAUAGAAUUGUACUUUAAUGCUGAUAUAUAGCACGCUCUCCGAAUGCAACUGAAACGUUGCAGUGAAUGGUUUCCAGUAUAAAAUGUAGCUACCUGUUUUUUCUCGUAUAUAUUAAUUUAUUGAAUCACAAUGGAGAUGAAUAACGAGGAGGAAGAUGAAGAUGUUAUAAUAAAAGGUAGUGCCCUUCAUAAACAUUUAUCAAAAUUUGGUUACACAGACUUUGAAAGUAUGUCCAUACCCAAGAGAACAUAUUUUGAAGAGGACCAUUCUUUAAAUAUCAAUGUUAAAAGUAUUUUUAAAAAGGUUUACAUGAAGCUGUUUUCUUUUUAUUCUUGGAUAACACAGGAAAAAUACAUCUCUAGUAAUCAAUUAAGCAUUAUUUUUAAUGCAGAAGUUCUAUUAGAUGAUCAUUCUUCCAUGAUUAAUAAUAUGCUAAUUAAGUGCAGUAAUAAUUCUAAAAAAAUAAUACUUCAAAACUUAAUUGUAAAUGGAGUUGUAUUGAUCUCUUCAGCAUAUAUUUCACAACAUAAACAUAAGGUAUUACCAACAUUAUGUGCAUCAUCUAUAAUCUGUUGUGCUGGUCGCAUACAAUAUCUACGUUUUUAUGCCAAUAAAGAUUUAAAAAAUCUUAUAUCAUUACAAAAUGAUCUCUUUACCAUGUGUAAAAAAGGCCUUAAGAUCUUACGACAUAUGUUUAAGAUGAAAUUGGAUUUUAAAACAUAUGUUCAUCAAUUUUUUCAUUUUUUAGGAGAAAAAUUACAGUAUUUACAGCCUUUAACAGAAACUUUACUGAAUUUUAUGGAAAACAUUUCAUUUAUAUAUCAUGAAUGUUCUUCAUUGAUUGAGAAAUUAAUGCCAUUAGACAUACUUAACAAAGAAUUAUUUACAAAAUUUGAAUAUGAUAUGUUUUGGACAUUUGGUGAAAUUAACCAUCAAAUAUUAAAGAAAUCAUAUCAUACUUAUAUUUUAGUACAAUCGGAAAUGUUACAUUUAUUAGCUAUUGCAUAUGACAGAAGUACUUGGAUAAACUCUUGCCAAACAAUUCCUGAAACAGAAAUGGCUCAUAUAAUUCACAUUUUAACUGGACAAUUGGUAGUAUAUAAAAUUAAAUUGUCGAAAAUUCUUAAUGAUUAUGACACUUGUAAAGCAGAACCUGUUCGAUAUAAAAUACGCGGCAUGAGUAAAUGGCAUAAUCCGUCUGUUCAAUUGGACUUGGCGUCUCAUAAACUACAAUUGGUCUAUAAUGAAAUGUUUUCAAUAUUUAAAAACAUUGACGACUGCAUCAAUCAAGAGAAUGAUAUCAAUAGUGAAACAGCUGAGUUAUUGAUGCAAAAAUUGGACAAAGCAUCAAAAGAAUUUAUCAUAACUAAAACUUUAGCAGAAUUUAUCAUUUUAUUGAUAGCAAGAUCAGGAUUUAAUAAUCUGAAGGGCAAUCAAUCUGUAAUCAAUAAUGUUAAGAUAAAUGAGAAUUCUACUUUACCUAUAAUUUCCAAUUCAGAUCCAGAGAUUCUCGAUGAAGUAUUUGAAGAAUAUAUUAAGGAAGAAUAUUUAAGGCCUUUGCAUGAAGAAGAUGAUGAAUAUUCAUUAGAACAAUAUACAUUAAAUAAUUUCUUGAUGAAAAACUUUAUGAGCGAAUUGAAAGAGGCUUUAGUGGAUAAAAGAAAAUCUAUGUCCGAACGAGAAACCAGAGCAUUACAACGCAUAUAUAAAAAUGUAUCGGAAAAUACUACGCUGAAUAAUGAAAAUAAUAUAAAUAAAGAUGACCAAUUUAUACCAGUUGCGCCAUCAAUGCCUGCUUAUAGUCUAUGGUCAACAUCAUCAAGCAAUAUUACACUUAAUGCACAUCAUAAGGAAAUAGCUUCUUCUAAUUGUAAGAUUAUAAGCAAUAGCUUACCUAUUCAAAAAGAAAUUACAAAUAAAUUAAAUAAAGAAUGUAAUCCUGUGAAGACAUUAAGAUGCAACAGCAUUUCCAAUAAAUCAUCUACUGGAAGUUACGAAGAAAAAGAUGAAUCUCUUUCAUAUUUGCCACAGAUUCUUCUUGAAACUCAGGCUGCGCAAUAUGUCGUGAAACUACCAUCUGCCUUUGUGCAAGAGGAAACAUUUAUAGGAAGUGGUGAAAAUUCUGAAGACGAAAUUGUUAAUAAUACAAGUGAUGAUGAAAAUAAUACAAAUGAUAAUGAAAAUAAUACAAAUUCUCAAUAAUAAAAAUAUAAAUUG